This is a messenger RNA of Conger conger (European conger), 2135 nucleotides long. It is a transcript of the gene prxl2b, whose product is annotated as peroxiredoxin like 2B. Lineage: Eukaryota; Metazoa; Chordata; Actinopteri; Anguilliformes; Congridae. The coding region runs from base 91 to 696 and encodes 201 amino acids. The transcript has 7 exons. The record is from RefSeq and is a predicted model, not a curated record.
UGCGCAUUAUGAGAACAGCUUCGAACGACUUCAUGACAUUCGUACACGCUUUAAGUAUUUUAUAUUUGCGUUCCUCAAACUUUUUAUAUAAUGGCCGGUGUGGACCUGGCUAAAUUGGGGCUUAACUUGUUGAAGAAUGCCACGUCUGAAGAGAGGGUGGAGCUGCGGUCUCUCUGGCGAGACCAAGCGGUGGUCAUCUUAUUCCUCCGCAGGUUCGGUUGUCAGGUAUGCCGUUGGACCGCGGUAGAGGUAAGCAAGUUGAAGGAAGACCUGAGUGCGAAUAACGUGGCGCUGGUCGGGGUUGGUCCGGAAGAGUUAGGGCUGAAGGAAUUCCAGGAUGGGGGUUUUUUCAAGGGAGAGCUUUUUAUUGAUGAGAAGAAACAGACAUAUAAGGAGAUGGGCUUCAAAAGGUACAACGCCCUCAAUGUGGUUCCUGCAGCCCUGGGGAAGAAAGUACGAAACAUUGUCACCAAGGCAAAUGCUGAAGGUAUCCCUGGAAACUUCAGUGGGGAUCUCCUCCAGAGUGGUGGCAUGGCCAUCAUAGCCCAAGGUGGAGAGCAGGUUCUGCUGCACUUUGCACAAGACUCCCCGGGGGAUUAUGUACCCUUAGAGAAUAUUGUCAAGGCCCUGCGCAUCACCACCAGUGCACAGCAGGGGGAACGGCCACAGUGCAAUACUGAUGUAUGUACACGAUAAUGAGCCAUGGUUGUCUUGCAUCAGGGAGCGUUGGGGACAUAGGAGAAUGUGUCGCUCAUUCUCCCCAGCCAGGACAUCAGCUCUCGAGCCUGUGGAAGCUGCCAGAUGGUUGCUCUUAGAAACAGUGAUUUAAAGUGUUCUGUGUGUCCAACAGUUUUGAAUUUUGUUGUAUUUGGGAUAUUAACAUGAACUCAUACUGAUGUUAAUAGGACGUUUAGGGCUGUAUUUAUUACCAGAGUUUAUACCACAGCACUACAUGUGCCAGUCUUUCAUAAAAUUGCUCCAUGAAAACAUAAGGAACUGAAAUGUUGAUUCAUUUGUUUCUGUUGAAAACCAGCAGUUGCAUUAGCUUCAGGACACAGAAAAUGUUUUGUGUCGAAGUUAUCUUGUAAGUCGCCAGGAAACGCAAUGGGAGAGAUCACCUGCCAUCAACAUGGCAACAGCAAUAUCAGUCAUAUCUCUUCAAUUUGUCAGAUCUGACACAAAAGCUAUAAAUCUUAAGUCUGUAAGAUGAUUUCUCACAAACUGGCCUAAAUAAGUUUAUUUGAAAAAUAGGAAAAACACUAAACAUAACAUAUUUGCACUGAAUCAAGGAUUUAAUGUGAAGCGUACAAGCAGUAAUUGGAGAAAUAUUUAUUUCAUACAUGGGCGACAUGGCUCAGGCAGUAAGAGCAGUCGUCUGGCAGUCGGAGGGUUGGCGUUCGAUCCCCCACCCGGGCUGUGUCGAAGCGUCCCUGAGCAAGAAACCUUUUACAUUACAUUACAUUACAUUACAUUACAUUAUAUGCCAUUUAGCAGACACUCUUAUCCAGAGCGACGUACAACAAAGUGCAAAUUAAACACAAGAACAAGUGCAAAGAGGACCUGAGAGGACAGUAUAGUUCCGAGUCCUAGUGUAAACAUGCAGAAAAUCAGAACCCUUUAAGAGUACAAUCAACUUUCAAACUAGCAUACCACAAUUGCAGCUAGAAUACAAAAAAUAACAAUACCUAUACAAGUAACAAUAUCUAUACAAUCUAUACAUAAGUGCCAUUACAGUCUAAGGCUAAUCAUGGUGGUGAGUUGGGGAGGGAAAGGUGUAGCCUGAAGAGAUGGGUCUUCAGUCUGCGCUUGAAGGAGGUCAGAGACUUCUGAUAUCCACCGGGAGGUCAUCCCACCACCGUGGGACCAGGACAGACAGCAGUCGUGAGCUCCUGACGAGCUGGUUGGGGCCUUGCAUGGCAGCCAAUCGCCGUCAGUGUGUGAGUGUGUGUAUGAAUGGGUGAAUGGAGAAGCAUCAAUUGUACAGCGCUUUGGAUAAAGGCGCUAUAUAAAUGCCUGCCAUUUACCAUUUAAAUGCCUACCAUUUUAAAUAAUUAGUUUUUAUAUUUAAUAAAACGCUUGUAAUUUGCACCCCUGUGAAAUAAAUGUAAUUUAUUUGCAAUUCAUUAAGACACCCA